UAUAGCUCUACCCUUUGUUGAUGAUGGACACCCUCUUAGGCUUCUGUUUCCAUCUGUUCAUUAUGCUCUUUUGAUCCCUGCUUUCAUGGGACUUGGCUUUAUUGGAGGACUAAUAGUUUUUACCGUAUAUGCAAUUCACCAGCCAUGAAAAAGUGGCUUGUAAUUGGUGUCUCAGGUGUAACGUGUGGUGGGAAGACAACAGUUGCACGUUCUUUGCAUGAAAGCCUUCUAGGUUCAUAUCUCUUGUGCCAGGAUGACUAUUUUCUGCCUCCAGAUAGCAGCAAGCAUACAUGGAUCCCAACCCUGAACCACAUAAACUGGGAGAUAAUGUCAAGUGUUGAUAUGAACAAAAUGUGGGCAGACAUUAAAAGAAUUACCCAGUUUAAUUUCCUGCAGCAUUUUAGCCAUUGCAAAAUACACGAAGAAAAAAGUACUAAUGACCCACCACUGAUGAAUUUUGAAGCUUCAGCAGGUGAAUUACCAUUUCAUAUCUUAAUAAUUGAAGGAUUUUUGGUAUUGAAUUAUCAGCCGAUUGUGGAAAUUUGUCACUUAAAAUAUUAUUUAACACUUACCAGGGAUCAAUGCUGGGAAAGAAGGAAAGUUCGUAUCUAUGAUCCCCCUGAUGUACCUGGUUAUUUUGAUGUGUGUGUUUGGCCUGAGUAUGAAAAACACAGAGAUGAAGUUUUUCAGACUGUUGCUGAUGUUCAUAUUAUAGAUGGUACAAAUGAUGUGAGGCAAGUUGUGUCUGAUAUAUUUCUUGACAUAAUGAAAUAUAAGAAAAUUACCAUGUGAACUAUUUGAUUUAUCUCUAAUUUUCUUGAGUUUCAUGUAGCAAUGAAUAUUUUAUUGUGUUCACAAAACUUUCUAAGUCACUGUACAAGAAAUUCAAAAUUGAGAAAGUUUAACAUAUACACAAACUAUUCCUCAAUGUACAGAUCCCCAAACAAGAUGAAGUUAAAUAAAUAAAAACUAGAUUAUAAUGUUGUGUUUUUAGUCAUCUAUGACAAGACAUAGGAAUUUUAACAGGAUGUUCUUCAAAAUAAAUAAUGAAUUUGCACAUGGAAUCAGAUGUCCCUAUUUCCCAAAUAUUUGUUUCCUUUUACAACACUGUAGUCCUUUGAUAACAUUGCAGCUUCAAAAUUCUGUAAUUUCAUAUAAAGAAUGCAGUUGAUAACCCCUUUUCAGUCUUGAUGUGCAAUAUAUUGGACAUGGCCUUUUACACAUGUUGUAAUAGCAAAUGAUUUCAUUCACCUUUUACACUCAGUAGCCUAUUUAUUGGACAUCUGUCACUUUUAGUUUCGCAGUUCUUGAUGACCGAGCAAGUGGAGCUGCACUGUGAACUGAUUUCUGCAGACUCCUUGUGAAACCAUGGCGGAUGCAUUCAAUGUCUGUGUCAGACACUCGGGGGACAGCCUGACGAUUUGCCUUUACACAAACAAAUGGCUUCACGAAAUUGUUCAUUCCAUCAUCUAAUGCUCUGUGCUGUAGGGAGAUCCACACAUACCUAGCAUGAAAGUCACACUUUACAGUUAUUACUGACCCUCACUAUGCAAAAUGUAGAACACAAAAGAUUCCUGUUGUCCUGACACCAUUUUUAUUAAUACUAAAGUGGGAGCACAUUGCUGCUACCUAGCGGGAACCAUGUAAAACAAGAAUUUGCUCUUUCCAACAGUACUUUGGUCACGCACAUAUCUCAAAUAACAUAAUAGUUACAAUUUUUUAAAAAUAGGAAGAUUCUUUUGAUACACCCCUUAUAUUGGUAUUUUUGAGUCUGUUUUUUUCUGAACACACAGCAGAUUUCGCUUCUGUAGUGAUGUAGUGACAAGAGACUGUUGCAGUGCCCAAGCUCCCAAACAUACACUCUGCCCGCCACUCUCUCAUUGACUGCUGAGAACCUGCCACCUGACAUGCCCCCUGUUAUUCCUGUCAUACCUCACGGUGAGCGUCGACAACAUUACUGCGAAAUGUGUAACUACGCCACUGGACCCAAUCUAGAAUUUCAGCGUAUGCUGCAGAAACGUAUGCUUUUUUUGACUAUUUGUCAAAUUUUAAAGUCAGUUUGAUUCUGAGUUCAAGUUAAUUCAGGCAGAGUGAAGCUUACACAUGGUAGAUGUUCAUAAAAAGUCAAAGUACGCAGUAUAGAUUCCCAUGGUUCGCAGCAUGACGAAAUUUGCUGCCCUCUCAUGGCCCCCUCACCCCCCUCCCCUGCUACUCAUCGUAGGCAUCAGCCAACCAGGUGACAUUCUUCCCCCUCGAACGCUUCCAUAGAGCUGUGCUUGUGGUACAUAAAUAAAAGAUUGCAUAUAAAAUUCAGUCCCGCGUUUGGCUGACGUCUGUUGGUACUACCUCUGCAACAUGUCUUUCUACUGUAAUUUAUCCUUUCCAGUGUAAUUUAUUCUUGCGAUAACAAUUGUGAUCAGUUUAAUGCAAUUUAUUUUGUCUGUUAGGUAUUUAUUUCUGGAUUAAUUUUCUUUCUCAUUUCAUCUGAAUUUUACCAUCUUGUUCUAAAGCUGAUUAAAAGCUAGUGACAUUUUCCCCGGUAUUCUAAUGUAUAACAGUGAUGGAAUUUCUCAUUUGCAAUCCUCUUGGUAAAUCAUUGGGUACAGAAUCAAGUGAUGUUCUUUGAAGAACAAGAUUUUCGCCUUUGAACAUUACCUUUACUUAGAAACCAGCAUAAAUGUAUACAUAUAUUGUAUGAGAGCUUUUAUUGCACACCUGUCCAAAUAAAACAAAAGUUUGUAAGUUGAUAGAAUCUAAUGAUAUUGUCAAUUUUUAAGGAGAGCAUUAGGUUGUUGUUAUGGCUAAAUCAUAGUUACUUGCUUCAAAUGUCACAUGAUUGUUCAAGCAACAUCGAUAAUGUAUUGAGCACUUCUGCAUAUCAGAAACUCUUGAGCCUAUUUGAAUGAAAGUAUUGUUUGCAAUGCCCUUUGGAAUUCUUCAAAAUAAAUUUGUACGAAACCUCA
Messenger RNA from Schistocerca cancellata (South American locust), 2963 nucleotides. RefSeq names its product nicotinamide riboside kinase 1. Lineage: Eukaryota; Metazoa; Arthropoda; Insecta; Orthoptera; Acrididae. The transcript has a single exon. The record is from RefSeq and is a predicted model, not a curated record. Bases 145 to 792 code for a protein of 215 amino acids. Gene Ontology annotation, cellular component: cytoplasm.